AUGAAGGGUACCAUAAUAACAUUUUGUCUGAUUGGGGCAAUUUUUGCCAAUCCAAUUUCAUUUAAUACCGUUUUUGAAUCAAGUGAGCUUGAUGCAAACACAACUGAAAGUAUGUCUAUUUCACAAUCAUCUGAAAACACCUCAAAUGACACCUCAGAGCUUCAGAGCUCUGAAGAAAAUAUGUCAAGUCAAAGUUCAGAGUCUGAAUCACUAGAAUCCACAGAGUCACCAGAGUCCACAUCAGAGGACACAACUUCUGAGGAGAGCAAUAGUCAGUCAGAUGAAAAAAACUCUAUGGAUGAAACCAGAGAUAAUAGCAUGGGCAGUGAGGAGAAUGUUCGUAAGAGUUGGGUUCAAGUGUUUGCAAGUGUCAUCAAAGUCCUGAGUGCAGAGGACAACAGCACAGAGGUCAAAGGUCAGUCAGAAGAAAAUCAACUGGUGGACAAGCCCAGUGACAGCAGUGACACCACCAGUGACAGUGCAGACACCAGUAAUAGCAAUAGUGUCACGACUGCCACCAGUGAUAGCAGUGAAAGUACCAGCAUUGAGAGCAACGAGACCAGUGAGGCCAGUGACAGCAGUGAUCUGAAGCACGUCAAAGCCCAAGACUGUGUGAAUGGAACUCAGAGCUGUGAAAGUGAUGAGUAUUUCUUCCAGGAUAUAGGAGAUGACGCCCAUUACUCAGUGGACAACUUGAUGAUGCCAGAUGAGGAUGACCGAGAGUUCAGCCUCAGGAGAUGA
This is a messenger RNA of Scomber japonicus (chub mackerel), 741 nucleotides long. It is a transcript of the gene scpp1, whose product is annotated as secretory calcium-binding phosphoprotein 1. The record is from RefSeq and is a predicted model, not a curated record. The coding region runs from base 1 to 741 and encodes 246 amino acids. The transcript has 9 exons. Lineage: Eukaryota; Metazoa; Chordata; Actinopteri; Scombriformes; Scombridae.